This is a messenger RNA of Aspergillus glaucus CBS 516.65, 473 nucleotides long. RefSeq lists its product as uncharacterized. Lineage: Eukaryota; Fungi; Ascomycota; Eurotiomycetes; Eurotiales; Aspergillaceae. The transcript is spliced from 3 exons. The record is from RefSeq and is a predicted model, not a curated record. Gene Ontology annotation, molecular function: protein binding. Bases 6 to 179 code for a protein of 57 amino acids.
UGAAUAUGCUGUGUAUCCCGGGAGAGUGGCAGUGUGGACAUGCUUUCCUUCUUGAUGAGCAAAAAGUGUUGCAUCUUGCAGUUCAAAUAAGGAAUAAGGAAAUGGUAUGCAUCUUGGUCAAGAAGUUUGGAGCUGAUCCACUGAUCAAGGAUCAAAGUGGGAAAACGGCUGUGGAUUGAGCAAGGUGCAUCGGUGACACUGCUAUCUGUAGACAGCUUGAUCCGACAUAUAGACAAUGCCGGAUUGUCUAGUCAGCCGGGAUAAUCUAGUUAUAUGAGGCUCUGAACCGGGAUAGCAUGAAGUUCUUUUUGCUUGGUAUCUUUAAUCUUAUUUUUAUGCUGUUGAUUCUUCUGUACUGCCGUGGCGAAGGAUAUUCUGAUCGCUCUGGGCUGCUCAGGGAGCCAAAAGCGGCGUGAAGUCGGGAAAACAUCUACAAUAGCUCUCCCGCGAACCAACUUUUUCCUCCUCACCUC